AUGGAUCAAGUUGCAUUCAGCUCCUCGCAAAGGAAGAGCUUGCCCUACUUUCAGAUAGAGGACAUCAUUGGUGCAACAGACUUCGACGGCAAACCGCUGAAUGUGUCAGACGUGCAGGAGUUUGUUCGCAUGCAGCUGGACCAGCCGGAUCGUUUCGCUGCACACCGCAGCGAGUCUCCAGACCGCUACAAUGACGAGCGCUUGUUCUGCAAUCGCGGCUUGAGGAACGUCCCCACAGCUGAUAGCACCUGCCAGCUUCGCAAGUCCCCCGACAGGCAGUGUUGUUGCCAAGAAUCUCUCGUCAAGUCGGCGCAGAGUUGCAUAGCAGUGGACGGAGCUGCAACGGACGUGGCCCCUUUCUUUGUGGAAGGAAACUACACACGGCGUUCAGAGCAUGGUCACUGGACGGGGAGCGUUUCGAUGCCGCCGACAAACAGUGAGCAGCGAGAGCAGGACAUGCCGACAACCAUCUCUGCACCGGAUGCACAAGCAGUUGACCAUCCUAAAACAGAGGCAAACGAAUCGGAGAUGAUGUUCAACUGGGCGAAGAUGGAUCAGUGGAGCCGGAGGUGUGUUCAGCAGAAGAUGGUGGAGUUUGUCAAGUCACACUCCCACAGCAAGAGGGUUCGUGCCGGCACAACUUGCACCCGAAUUGGCAAGGUUACGACCUGCCGACCGAGAUACAGAACCAAUCGGUGGACUACUUACACUCAGGAAUACAAGAGCCAAUGCAUCAAGUAUGAGUACACUCGUGCUUGUCCGGCAGGGCAGGGCAAGUAUGAAAAGCAGAUUCCUGAAGGCCAAUGCAUGACAGAGCCCAGCGACCUCAACACAGAUGAGCUGCAGCUGGAGGAGGUCGGGCCAAUGACUUAUGAGUGCCCAGACCUGCACGUCAGUGGGCAAGCGGGGAACCGCGUCUUCAGCGAGGCCUGCGUCUGCAGCUGCUGA
Messenger RNA from Effrenium voratum, 948 nucleotides. NCBI's taxonomy places the organism in Eukaryota, Dinophyceae, Suessiales, Symbiodiniaceae. The record is from the annotation of a GenBank genome assembly.